Messenger RNA from Pygocentrus nattereri (red-bellied piranha), 4039 nucleotides. It is a transcript of the gene prmt8a, whose product is annotated as protein arginine N-methyltransferase 8-B. Bases 1123 to 2355 code for a protein of 410 amino acids. Lineage: Eukaryota; Metazoa; Chordata; Actinopteri; Characiformes; Serrasalmidae. The record is from RefSeq and is a predicted model, not a curated record. Gene Ontology annotation, cellular component: plasma membrane. Gene Ontology annotation, molecular function: protein-arginine N-methyltransferase activity. Gene Ontology annotation, biological process: peptidyl-arginine methylation. The transcript has 10 exons.
GGUGUUAAAUUAGCAUUCCUGGGGUUUAUAUCGAGCUGAUAGAACAGGAUUGGUAUGGGCAACAUUUGUCAUUUUAGAGAUCAUAUCAGAGUUACGCUCAUAAUUUGGAUACCGUGAUUAAAUAAACAUUCUUGGAUUUUACCGCAGGUACUGAGAGAAAGAGGUGGCUAACUGCCUCGUCGUUGAACCGGCUACACUUUUAAUUGUAGGCUAAGAGGUUAUUGGAGUGAAACUGCCUGAAGUCACUCUAGUGAUUUGGAUAAUGUGAUUAAAUGAGCGUUUCUGGGUUUUACAGCCGGACUGAGGGACAGGGACGGGUAGCCGCUGCACUCAGGUGAACUGGACCACACGGAGAGGGCAGUGGAUGGGGAGCAAGUGGCUGAACUCCGGGCUGUGAGAGCGGCAGGACAAGCGCGAGCUCACACCGGCUCCUUCACGGGAACCCAACUCAUUCGUCCUCCAGCGCGAGCUGGGAAAGGUGCACGAGGCACCGGCACGCGCGGCUGACACGGAGGAGAGAGCAGCAGCUGAGCGGGUCCGGAGCCGAGCGCCUGCGAGGAGAGACCCGGCAUGUGUUAGAAGAGGAGACGCGAGAGUGAUUCCUCCGGGGACCGAGCCUUUUUACACAGCGACCGGCAACUUGCGGCACUUUUCAUCUAAAUUUGGUUCCAGUUACUCCCGUAAAAUGGGGGUUUUAUACUCAGCAGGUCUCCGUCACAUCCAGCAGUGUUAGACAUGGAUGGCUGACACUUUCAAUAACGGCCAGUUUGACACUCACUAAAGCCGGAGAGAGAGGGAGAGAGAGAGAGAGGGAGAGAGAGAUAUGGGGAGGUUUCCGCUGCUUUUUCCAGUUUUACCGGGAAAUAAGGCGACCGCCAACUCUCAGAGGAUCCAUCAAUGUGGAGAACUUUUCACACGGUGGAUUCAAACGAGCAGUCAACUAGUUUCAGGGAGUGCUUUCUGCUCCGGGACCUUGUUUUAGUUCAACCUGUUCAUCGCCGCACGUCGCGCCCUUUCUGAGGACUUUUUAAGGAGCAUUCAGUGGUUCAGUCUUAAUCUCAGAGCCCCUUCUUCUUUUCCUUUUUUCCCUCCGGUGGAGCCGAGCUCAUUCCGCUGGCUCUUAUGGGAAUGAAACACUCCUCCCGCUGCCUGCUCCUCAGGAGGAAGAUGGCGGACCCUGAGAGCGCUGAGCAACAGCCCCUGAGUGCAGCACCAUCUCAGUCAGCACAGCCUUCUCCCCUGCCUAAACCAGUGCCCUCAGUCCACCAUGCCCCGCGGCCAUCACACGUCUCGCACACGCCGCACACCCCUCAUGCGGCCACCCUCCCGAGCUGCCCUGGUCGUGGCAAAAUGGCUAAGUUCCUCAAUCCUGAAGAGAUGACCUCCAGAGACUACUAUUUUGACUCCUAUGCCCAUUUUGGCAUCCAUGAGGAGAUGCUAAAGGACGAGGUGAGGACGCUGACUUACAGGAACUCUAUGUACCAUAACAAACAUGUCUUCAAGGACAAAAUCGUGCUGGACGUGGGGAGUGGCACUGGCAUCCUCUCCAUGUUCGCUGCCAAGGCUGGAGCCAAGCACGUGUACGGGAUCGAAUGCUCUAGUAUAUCAGAGUACUCUGAGAAAAUCAUCAAAGCCAAUCACCUAGAUAACGUUAUCACCAUCUUUAAAGGGAAAGUGGAAGAGACGGAGCUGCCAGUGGACGAGGUGGACAUUAUUAUUUCAGAAUGGAUGGGCUACUGCCUUUUCUAUGAGUCUAUGCUCAACACUGUCAUCUAUGCCAGAGACAAGUGGCUGAAACCUGGUGGCCUGAUGUUUCCAGACCGUGCUGCUCUCUACAUUGUGGCCAUUGAGGACAGGCAGUACAAGGACUUCAAGAUCCACUGGUGGGAGAAUGUGUAUGGCUUUGACAUGACCUGCAUCAGAAAUGUAGCAAUGAAAGAGCCACUGGUGGACAUAGUGGACCAAAAGCAAGUGGUGACCAAUGCUUGCCUCAUCAAAGAGGUGGACAUCUACACGGUGAAGCCAGAGGACCUGUCUUUUACCUCAACCUUCUGCCUGCAGAUCCAGAGGAAUGACUAUGUCCAUGCCCUUGUCACCUACUUCAACAUUGAGUUCACCAAGUGUCAUAAGAAGACUGGCUUCUCUACAGCACCCGAUGCCCCCUACACUCACUGGAAGCAGACGGUGUUUUAUCUUGAGGAGUAUCUUACAGUGAAGAGAGGGGAGGAAAUUGUGGGCACUGUUGCCAUGCGUCCCAAUGAAAAGAAUGCACGUGAUCUGGACUUCACUUUUGAGCUGGAUUUUAAAGGUCAGCUGUGUGAGGCUGCUAUCGCUCAUGACUAUAAGAUGCGUUAAGUAUCCAGCAGAGGAGAAAGCCCCAGUAUGGCAGUUGCCCCACCACAAUAAAGGCAGAGGAGGGGGCACUUUCCAUCCAGCAGCAGCCACUGACACUAAAGGUUAGGGCUGGAGGAUCCAGGCCGUGGUUCUGCUUAUCUCUGGGAGCUGUGCCAACAUUUUGGAGUGGAGUGCCUCUCCGAGCAAUAGCAGUCUUGCCAUCACCAAUAAUAGUGUGCACUAGUCCACCAUUUCGACGACUGUUCAGAAGGCAUCUUUGAAUGUAUUGCCUUAUUAACUCAAGAAUGUCACUGUCCUUAUGAAUGUGAAGAGCGAGUUUACAGUUUCUUUACUUUUAGAAAGGAGUUGGCGCAAUACUUCGGCUGAUUGCUUUUGGUGCAAGCUUGAUGUUUCAGAGACCAAGGAGCAAGUUAUUUUAACUGUUUAAGUUACAUUCAAGCCAGUACUUUUGCGUUAACAUAGUUCAUUUUAUCCUAAGCACUAUAAUAGAGUACAUUAAGAGAUUUAGAUGCACAAUUCAGUGGCAUAUUCUCCAAUGCUGAACUCCUAAAUUAUUGUACUUUCAUUUUUAUAGAGUUGUUAAAAAUUCAUGGCAAUAGCUCUAAUUCCACUUUAGAUAGUGACAGCACAUCUGUUUUUUGGACAUUGUGCAAUAAGUUGUGAGAGUGAGUGAGUCUUGUUCUUCAGUGUGUUUGUAUUUUUGUUAUAAAUAAUCUCUACCUACCAACAGAGCUUAGAAAGAGGAAGGGCACAUGUAUAAUGUGUUUGUGGAGUCAGAUAGCAGCUGCCAAUCCUCACCCGUGCUCUUACUGAAGUCAUCACCAAGGUAAAAAAGACCUCUUGUGCUAUGAUCCAAAGACAUUCUGUUUAUUAGCAAGACACAGCCACACAUCCCAUUCAGCUCUCUUCCUAUUCAUUCCUGGCUAACAUGAAUGUGAAGUGAAGAUAGAGGGUAUUGUCAACGUAAGUGUGAAAGCUAGGGAACUAUCACUAGGUACACACACACAUUUAUUAGCUGCAGUAUUUCACCAGCAUCUGCAGUACGUCAGUUCAGUUACACAGCCUGGAGUCUUUUAGUUUGUUAAAUAUUUUUUCAAUUUCCAAUUUUGGUUUUGACUAAAGCAUCUAUGUGAUAAUAGUUAAGCUGGCAGUUUGAUUUAUAUCACUUAACUACUUUUAAGAGUGUGCAGUGUGGAAAGGAAUAAGGCAUGUAAAAGCUUAGGUAGUUCUCAAUGCUGUAUCUUGUAUGAAUAAAGAAUGUCUCAUAUGAUCUGAUAUUUGGAAAACAUGCAGCACAGCACAGUGCACCGAUACAACACAGGCAAAGCUCCAGUCAGGAUGUUUAAAAUGACCUGUUACUGAAACUGAUGUCAGCUUACUUACUGAUAGUAUAUUGCUUAUAACAAAAUAUGCUUAACCAUGAAAAAAUGCAAUGAAGCAGUCUAACAAGUAAUAUAUCUGGAAACAUCCUGAUUGAGCCUUUGAAAGUAAAAAACAAUAUGAUGUGUUUUCUCUAUCAGUAAUACCAUAAACAGAUCAUCUAGAAUUGUCAAAUCAUAUCUAAAGAGAUUUAUAGAUGUAAGAGAGCAUGCAGUAGUCGUAAAGAGGUUUUGGGACUUUGUAGGAUGUGAAGGCUUAUCACACUGUAUUAAUAGAUUAUGUGUAAAAUAAAAACCCAGGUGUG